AUGAAUGAGCAUAUAUCUAAGUGUGAAGCUAAAUUUGAAGCUGGAUUUGCAACCCUAGAGAAUAGGAUGGAGCAAUGGGAGACUAGAAACUCUAAUUUGACUUCUUACGUCACUAAGUUGUCAAAUGGUAUGAGUGAACAGCAAGCUAAGGCUAGUGGGUCAGUGCCUUCCAACACGAUGAUACAUUCUAAAUCUUUGAAUGCAAUCACAUUGAAAAGUGGCAAAACAGACAUUUCACUUGCCUUACUAGACUUAGGUGUAGCCAUAAAUGUUAUUUAUGAGAGUUCAGGUAUUAGUGCCUUAAAAGACACCACUGUUGUGCUAGGUCUAGCUAAUAGGACUGUGACACACCCUAAGGGCUUUCUUAAGGAUGUUCUUAUACAAGUGAAGGGUCUUGUGUUACCAGUUGACUUCUACAUGCUAGAUAUGACUGAUGAGAUUAAAGCUGAUAGCACUUUGAUUCUAGGAAGAACUUUUCUUAGAACAGCCCAAACCAUAAUUAAUGUGAAAGAUGGGGUCAUUACCAUGGGCUUUGGGGACCAAUAG
This is a messenger RNA of Neltuma alba, 546 nucleotides long. RefSeq lists its product as uncharacterized. The record is from RefSeq and is a predicted model, not a curated record. The coding region runs from base 1 to 546 and encodes 181 amino acids. The transcript has 2 exons. NCBI's taxonomy places the organism in Eukaryota, Viridiplantae, Streptophyta, Magnoliopsida, Fabales, Fabaceae.